Anopheles darlingi is the source of this 474-nucleotide messenger RNA. RefSeq names its product cytochrome b-c1 complex subunit 10-like. The transcript has 2 exons. Gene Ontology annotation, cellular component: mitochondrial inner membrane. The record is from RefSeq and is a predicted model, not a curated record. The coding region runs from base 111 to 278 and encodes 55 amino acids. Gene Ontology annotation, biological process: mitochondrial electron transport, ubiquinol to cytochrome c. NCBI's taxonomy places the organism in Eukaryota, Metazoa, Arthropoda, Insecta, Diptera, Culicidae.
CCAUUUUUUAUUGUUUUUUUGUCGAAGGAUUUGUCGAACGCGAGCAUUUGCCGUUGCCUAGUUUCCGCAGAUCGAAAUCCCGCAGGUUUUUCACCGAAACCCUACCCACCAUGAGGAUCCCACUUGGACGCAAACAGGCCGAGCAAGCCGCGCAAUGGGCAACAUCCGCCGGAGCGUACGGAGCAGCGGCCGCGCUGAUCGGUUGCUACCUGACCGACUGGAAGGUGAUCGUGACGUACAUCCCCUUCUACGGUGGCAAGUUCGACAAGAAGGAAUAGACUAGCAGCAAUCGAGACCAAAGCGACGCGAAUGGUAGCAUAAAAUCGUUCUAGCAAAAGUGAUCCACUGCGAUGAGCUUCGGACGACCGGAAAUUGGUUCGUUGCCAGCAGCCAAGAUGGUUCCUUUGCGUUUGUACGGUAACUCGUGUGCGUUAAAUUAACAGUUUCAAUAAGAGUUCAAACCAAGUCCAAAGA